This is a messenger RNA of Anopheles marshallii, 3924 nucleotides long. RefSeq lists its product as uncharacterized. Gene Ontology annotation, biological process: DNA integration. The transcript has 4 exons. The coding region runs from base 1 to 3924 and encodes 1307 amino acids. Lineage: Eukaryota; Metazoa; Arthropoda; Insecta; Diptera; Culicidae. The record is from RefSeq and is a predicted model, not a curated record. Gene Ontology annotation, molecular function: nucleic acid binding.
AUGUUGCGGUUACAAGCGUGCCUGAAAGGGAAGGCGCGUGAAGCAGUUGGAAGUUGCCUGUUGUAUCCUGAUAGCAUUCCCGAAGCCAUCGAGAUCCUGAAAGAGUGUUAUGGCCGUCCGGAAAUAGUGGUGAACACUCUGAUGGCCAACAUAAGACGCAUGCCGCCCCCGAAGGAUGACAGUUUCGACGCGUUGGUGAACUAUGGCGUAGCAGUGCGGAACUUCUGUGCAUCGAUAGCGGGUUCCGGUCUGCAUAGCUACUUCGACGGAGGUCCGUUGCUGGAAGAACUCGUAGACAAGCUGCCGACUUACGUGAGGCUGAACUGGUAUUACUACCAAAACGACUGCACGCAUGUCACGCUGGCGACAUUCAACGAUUGGGUGAAGGAACUAGUCCGCGCAGCUAGCCGGGGAGUGAAACAUACUAGCGGUCGUAGAGAGGUGAAACAUGACGGUAACAAUCGUCAGCACGACCUAUCGAAGUCACCGGUGGUUGAGGUUGACAUCAAGCGGUGUGUUGCGUGUCAGGAGAAGUGUGUAAAUUUAUCCGACUGCGGUAAAUUCCAGGCUAUGAGUGUUAACGCUCGUUGGACCCUAAUUAAGCGUGAGGGCCUUUGCAGAACGUGUCUUUGCAAGCACUCAAGUGCUUGUCCCGUUGAUGCUUUGUGCGGUGUAAAUGGAUGCGAGCGUCGACAUCAUCGUUUGCUGCAUUCUCCCGGUAGUAAUAAGGUUCAACCCAUUACCAGCCAAGAAGGAGGUCCUGUCACUGCUAAUUGCAACGUACACUCUGUUCCGCCCGGAGGUGUAAUGCUGAAAUACGUUCCGGUUACGCUGUACGGCAACGGUACGCAGGUGGAUACGAUGGCGCUUCUGGAUGAUGGAUCCUCGGCCACCUUCAUGGAGCACGAUCUAUUGAAAGAGCUGGGUAUUAGUGGCAAGCCUCGCCCCUUGUGCAUUUCGUGGACCGGUAACCAGAGCAGGGUUGAGGACAAGUCUGUCGAGCUAUCCGUAAGGAUAUCAGGUGUAGGCAUACCAGGUAUCUACAAUAUGCGUGCUGUACACACUGUGCGUACUCUCGGGUUGAGUAAGCAGUCAUUAGCACCGUCCCAGCUGGCCGUCGAAUACGAUCAUCUUAGAGGGUUACCCUUGCCAUCGUAUCACAAUAUUUCCGCUAGGAUUCUGAUUGGGGUUGAUAACUGUUUCUUGAGCCAAAUACUGAAGACCGUUGAAGGAAGACCGGACGAGCCGGCCGCUUCGAAAACUCGACUUGGUUGGGUGGUGUAUGGUCCAUAUCAGCAGACAUCGAAGGAUGCGAUAACGAAGCGCGUUAAAUCCAUGAACGUGCAUAUUUGCCCCUGCAGUGAAAAUAGAGAUAGUGAGAUGGAUCUGGCAUUAAGGAAAUACUUCUCUUUUGAGUCACUGGGAGUAUACCAUCCCGUUAAACAGCUUCGUUCAGGUGAUGAAGAGCGUGCACUCAACAUUCUUGCCUCCAAAGUUCGGUUGAUAGAUGGUCGGUAUGAAGCUGGCCUCUUAUGGAAGUACGAAACGAUUAAGCUACCAGAUAGCCGUGCUAUGGCAUUGAGACGUCAUGACUGCCUGGAGAGGAAGCUGCGCCGUGACCCACACCUGGCUAAGGCAAUGCACACCAAGAUUAUAGAAUACGAAGAGCGAGGGUACAUAAGAAAGCUUACCCCUACAGAGCGAAGUACCAAAGACCCAAACGAUUGGUACUUGCCUAUCUUUCCCGUCAUCAACCCAAAUAAGCCGGGAAAGGUUCGAGUUGUGUUUGAUGCUGCUGCGAAGGUGAAUGGACUGAGCUUGAAUUCGGUUUUACUUACUGGACCGGACCAACUCGUUGGACUUCUGACUGUCCUCUACAAGUUCCGCGAGUAUAAGAUUGCCGUAACCGGUGACAUUCGUGAAAUGUUUUUUCAGGUCCGAAUGAACGAACGCGACCAACGUAGCCAGAUGUUUUUCUGGAACGAUGGUAAGAUCGGUAGCCUACCAGAACAGUACGUACUAAGUGUGAUGACAUUCGGAGCUGCAUGUUCGCCAAGCACAGCACAUUAUGUGAAAAACAUAAAUGCCGACCGUUUUGUUAAAGAAUACCCUCGAGCCGUCGAGUGUAUCAAAUACGAGCAUUAUGUGGAUGACAUGCUCGCCAGCGUAGAGACAGAGGAGGAAGCCAUAAAACUAGCACGUGAUGUCCGUUUCGUCCAUUCACAGGGCGGGUUUGAGAUCCGCAACUGGUUGUCUAAUUCCACAAGGGUGAAGAGUGUGAUGAACGGAAACGAUUCCGCCGAUAUUGACAUGCCCAUCGAAAUAGAAAUGUCAACGGAAAAGGUGCUUGGUAUGUGGUGGAACACGGAGACGGAUGUGUUCACCUUUAAAAUCUCUCCGCGAUACCAUCCACAACAAUUACUCAACGGAAAGGCACCAACAAAGAGAGAAAUAUUGCGGAUCCUAAUGUCCAUAUACGAUCCCAUGGGAUUAAUCGGCCACCUUCUAAUGUACCUGAAGAUCCUGCUGCAGGAAGUUUGGCGCACUAAGAUCACCUGGGAUGGAGAAAUCACAGGAAAUUUUAAAGAGGCCAGGCAAUCGGGAGCACUAACACAAGUGGAGUUGGAAUGCGCAGAGUAUGCAAUCUACCGACAAAUCCAAAAGGAUGAAUAUGCAGAUGAUAUUCGAUCGUUGAGCGAUAGUGAGCUGCAAAAACAUCCGUGGCGGCAACCACUUAAAAAAUCGAGCCCGUUGUACAAGCUGAGCCCUGUAAUCGACAAACAAGGAGUCCUCCGUAUGAUGGGAAGGAUCGACAAGUGCGUGUGGGUAGGCGAUGACGCAAAAAGACCCAUUAUCAUCCCCAAUCACCACUACGUGACCGAUCUGUUGAUCAGCUGGUACCACGAAAGCCGAGUAAGACGCAGCUGCCAGUACUGCAAGGUGCGUCAUGCGGUCCCACAGAAUCCUGCGAUGGGAAACCUCCCGUAUCAACGACUGGCUGCCUAUCAGCGACCCUUCUCAUACACCGGAAUCGACUAUUUCGGACCAAUGAUAGUCGCAGUGGGCAGGAGAACCGAAAAACGGUGGGGAGUGAUGUUCACCUGCCUUACCACCAGAGGCAUUCACAUUGAGGUUGCGAGCAGUCUAUCUACUGACUCGUGUAUAUUUGCGAUCCGCAAUUUUAUAGCCAGGAAAGGAACGCCUCUGGAGUUCGUGAGCGAUCGGGGCACUAACUUUGUGGGCGCAUCACGUGAGCUUAAGGAAGCGUCUGCGCUAGUAGAUACUGAUCGGCUAAUGGCGGAAUUUGUGCAACCAGGAACGAAAUGGGUGUUUAACCCUCCGGCAUCACCCCAUUUUGGUGGGUCAUGGGAAAGACUUAUACAAUCGGUAAAGAAGACGCUUUCCUCCUUCGAUCUUCCCCAUCAUCCCGUCGACGAGUUACUACGCGCUAGGUUGAGUGAAGUGGAAUUGAUAGUGAAUUCGCGACCAUUGACAGACGUUCCGGUUGAAGACGAAACUGAUCCACCACUAACGCCAAACCACUUCAUUCUAGGUAGCUCAAAUGGGAGCAAGCCACCGCUACCAUUCGACGAUUCCAUUCCGUCCAUACGUAGGUCCUGGAAGGCAGCACAACAAUUCGCAGAUAUAUUCUGGAAAAGAUGGGUGAACGAAUACCUACCGACGCUGACUAGACGGACCAAGUGGUACCAACCGACGAAGCCGCUGGAAGAGGGUGAUCUGGUGUUGAUUGCUGAUGGAAACAACCCAAGAAACUGCUGGCCUAGGGGACGGAUCGUGAAGGUGUGUCGUACGACAGACAAUCAGGUGCGGCGCGUGACGGUGCAAACGAAAAGCGGAUUGUUAGAGCGACCAGCUGUUAACAUUGCGUUAUUAGAUGUCGGCACAACGGAGGCAGGCCACUAA